CCUAUCCAUCAUCAACACCUGCAUCUGCAUAUACGAAUAUACCCCGUUGCAUAUUGUUUCUAAACAUAUCUUGUCGUGUUCCCCUGCUUCCUGGUGCCGUCUUUGCCCUUCUGUUGCACGCGAGGUGUGUGCCACGUUUUCGCGGUUGCUGAUGUUUGGGUCCAACAGCGGGAAUGUCGGCUAACGGGUUGUAUAACCCGGACCAGAGUGCUGUAAACACGCGUUGGAUAGAGCCCUGGACCGAGGCGUUUAGAGCACAACGAGAUAUCGGACUCCGUGUACCGAUCAACUUUCAGACUGUUCCAGCCGUAUCGCUGGCACAGGCGUGUUUUGCGCAAAACCAGUACGAACAUAAUGCUUUCCAAAAAUGCUUUUCAAAUUUGUUGGCUGUCGGCGUCCGGAAAUUCACAGUCGAUACGUAUUGGGAUCCGCUGCGUUCAGUAUGGAGUUUGUGCCCAGUUGAGCUGCCUCAGUCGAAUGAAGACACAUCGGCUGAAGGAAAUCUGCCUGUGGCGACUGGGCCGACAAUAGCGCCAUCAAGUGAUAGUAUGAGUGCGGAGAUCCCGCUGUCUACAUUCGAUCCUCCAGGCAAGGCAAAAAAGCGUCAACAGACAUCCACAUCGGCUUCGGUGUCUGCAGACCUAUCGUCGAGUUCGAUAGCAGUCGUGUCCUCGGUCGCAUCGUCAACUUCCUCAGCUUCAACGAGUGCAGCAACACCAACCAUAAUCGAUUUCCCAACCCCCAAUGGACCGCCGCUUUUGCAAAUCGGGAGUUACAAUUGCACAUCUCUGAUGACGCUAGACUUACUUACCGGCACACUAGAGAAGUUCCUCGAAACAACAGCUACUACAACUAGUGCAGCGAUAACUAUGUUCACUUUCAACGUACAUGCUGCUUCAUCUAUCACCGAUCCAGACGCUCCAGCUCCGAACCUGUCUCCGAAUCAACUUCCUCAGUCUGGGCAAUUGCUCAGCGAUGUGUUGCAGGGUAAUCUUUCUGAUGACACAUUCACUCCGUCUACUUUGGCCGACCAACGUGCGAACUUGAAUAGCUCGUGGUAUAACGUCGAUUGGAAUAAUCGUCCACUCAUGGGUUACUACGAGAACUCCAAGAAUGCUGACGGACACUUGUUCACGGAAAGUGGGUGGCCAAACGAAGCUUACAUGGAGUUCAAGCAGCUAUAUCGACUUAUCACUAGUUAUGGCACUGUUGCCCCGCAGAUGUCGGAUUAUAACAUAGGACCAGAUCUCGACUACGUCUUCCCUCCUGGAACCAUUGUCGAUGAAAAGACACUAUCAGUUGGCACGGAUGGACGUGUGACUUCCGGUUGCUUGUUUUCUUCUUCCGACAACAUCGUUACUUCGACAACGAACUCAUCUUGGGCCCUUGCCGAAGUCCCAUCACUCGAUAUCAGCGCAAACCCAGACUUCUCCUCGAUUAUACCCUCGGUCACUAACUUUACCGCCUGUGGUAUAACCCCCUUCCUCAAUCAAACCCUCGGAGACACCACUGCGGACAAGAAUCCCUUGCCUUAUGCCGCAUAUGUACAGUCUACAUUAUGGUCGUUCGCGCCUGGUCAACCCCUCAAUUCCUCUGAAGAGGGGGACGACACUAAUGACAACCGCUGCGUCGUCAUGAUGAUGAAACCACCCUAUGCAGGGCGCUGGCGCGUAGAAGACUGCAACCAACACCAUCGUGUCGCCUGCCACGAUCCCCGACAACCUUACGACUGGCGUAUCUCCGACGAUUCAACUUACUAUCGCAACGCCGAAUACUAUUGCAAAGACCCAUACCAAUUUAAUGUCCCACACACCGCGCUAGAAAACUCGCACCUGUUUUCUGCUUUUCAGGCCGCCGCUCCUAAUGAUGACGCGCUUUACAUCAACUUGAAUGCUUUAAGUGUGCCAGACUGCUGGGUCAUUGGACUCAAUGGAACGUGUCCGUACCUUCCUACGACAGACACGAAUCGUACGCGCAUCGUUGUAGUGCCAACUGUAGCGGCUGUGAUUAUCUUUCUUUUGGCUGCGUUAACCUUCUUUGUCAAAUGCGCUGCAAAUCGGAGGGAGAACAAGAGAGGACGGAAGAGAAGACUGGUUGAUGGCUGGGAGUAUGAAGGCGUUCCUAGUUAAUGGGAAAUUAGUGACCCAGGGUCAUGUUGGACAAGGGUAUGUAAAUAUAACAGCAUUGACCAGAAAUCCAAAUUUGGUAUCAAUCAUCAACACCUCACUACGUUGCUCAGACAAAGAUUCAAGGCAGCGGUGGUAUCGCGAUAGAUUCUGUUCUCAUCAGUUGCUCUAAUAUACAAUG
This is a messenger RNA of Alternaria alternata, 2307 nucleotides long. Its product is annotated as lectin C-type domain-containing protein. The coding region runs from base 174 to 2129 and encodes 651 amino acids. The transcript has 2 exons. The record is from RefSeq and is a predicted model, not a curated record. NCBI's taxonomy places the organism in Eukaryota, Fungi, Ascomycota, Dothideomycetes, Pleosporales, Pleosporaceae.